Molecule: messenger RNA, 3800 nt
Organism: Hylaeus volcanicus
Lineage: Eukaryota; Metazoa; Arthropoda; Insecta; Hymenoptera; Colletidae
Exons: 5
Coding region: 1072-2088 (338 amino acids)
Source: RefSeq, a predicted model, not a curated record
UACGAACUCUCGAUGGAAAAGGUUCCCGGCGGCUGUCAACGACGCUGUCGCGGAAAAUCGUCGUGGAAAAUCGUCGCGUGAAAACUUUCGAAACGGCGCCGCGCUCAUUUCGGGACGGGGAGUCCUUUAAAGUGACACGUGGACGUUUCGAAACGUGGGAAUACCAAUCCUAUUCGCUACGCGAUCCCCCAGUGACGAGUGGUUGUGAUAGAUCCCUUCCCGCGAGUGUGAUACGAUGGCCAACACCGGAGGGAUGUUCGUCGAGCCGCCGUGGAUCGACGUAUCGAGCGCGAUCGACACGGCGGAGUGAGUUCGACGGUUAGGUACCCUCGCUGGAUAUUCUCCGCGGACUCCGUAGAUCGCUGGUGCGUGUGCGGCGCGUUCGGGAUUAAGAGGUGUCGUGAUCGACGGCUGGGUAUCGCGGAAGUAACGUCACGUGCCGUGCGGGGAAGUGCACGUGGCUGUGUCGCGAAUUGGUUGCACAGAGAGCAACGGGUGCUGUCUGUCGCGCUGGAUCGAAAGUAGAUCCCCAAGUGGCCAGAAGAGCCGCUCGAGGUUCGAUAAUUGGAGAACGGAUACGGGGCGGAAGAAGCGGUUCGGGAAACGCGGCGAAUCAACGUCGAAUUAUCGGACGUCUCCGAGGGAAGAUCUAGAUAGUUGGGGAGGCCGGAUGACAUCCUCCGCGCAGGAGAUAAUUAAUUUCCCGUGCUAAUUAGUCGCGAAGGAACUGGACGAAUGAAGGGUGGACGGUUUGAUCGGCAGAUUUGCUGAUUAAACUCGUUGCUGGAUGGCCCGGAAGGAUCUCGGUGAAAGGGCAGGCUAAUGAGGCGAGGAGACCCUGAAAGUUUCCCGCAAGAAUACGGACGUUAAGCGACUCUGUCUAACCGUUCCUGGACGAGGGAUUCAAAGGGUUGAGAGGAGAACCUUGGUUAACCUAGAGAAAUGCAAAAUAGGCAUACUCCUCCAGGCCAUUUCCGACGAAAGAGUUCUGUUUAAACUCGGGACCAAGAUCCUCCGACUGCUGGGCUCUCUGUUAGCGGUCCUUCGGUGAAGUGGGUCGGUGGUGUUUGUAUGGGGAGGAUCGGUGCGUACGAAGAGGAGGUCCCAUCGUCAAAUGCGGUAGCUACGAUGAGAGGAUCCAGGUUACAGGCGAGGAGUGUUGCUUCGAUCGAGGAAUCGUGCUCCAGGUGUGGACGGUGUUCAAACAAAAUGUGGCUCACGCUAUUGCUGCUCUGCUCACUGCUGAGGACAGGGGCGUCCAUUAAAAUAGUGAGGCUCGAGGUGCCGAGUAUAGCGGACCCUAGGUGGGACAAAGUGACUCUGAGGUGCGAGUAUGACCUGGACGACAAGGAUCUCUAUUCGGUGAAGUGGUACAAGGACGGUGCCGAAUUCUUCAGAUACAUGCCCGGCUCGACGCCACCGGGCAGGGACUUCCCCGUCGAGGGUGUGUACGUCGAUGUAAAUAAGAGCGACAGCAAACAAGUCACGCUCUUAGGACAGCCGAAUAAUCGCAGAGGUAAGGUGAACCUCGUGGGAUCCUACGGCUGCGAGGUGUCCUCGGAGGCACCGAGCUUCCUGACAAGCUACGAGGCGGCGAACAUGAGCGUCGCCAUCUUACCGAACGAGCGACCCAGUCUCAAAGGACUUCGACCAUCCUACGAGGCUGGCGAAAUCCUCCGCGUGGAAUGCGCCUCAGCGCCCAGCUAUCCCGCGGCGAUGCUCGCUUUCAUCCUCAACGGGAAGGAGGUGAACGCAGAGUUAACCAACGAGCUACCAACCGUUGAGUCCGCGGAAGACAACAUCGUGACAGCGAGCCGUCUGGGUCUGUCGUUGCGUUUGGAACGAUAUCAUUUCCCUGGGGGCACUUUGAGUCUAACCUGUCAGUCCACGUUACCGGAUAUCAAGGAUGCCAGAGCGUUGGACAGGACAGAAACCGCGACCCUGGCUGCCAGCAAUCAGCGACUCGCUCAGGAACCGCCCAGAUCCGGUUCCAGCUUCAACAUUCCCCUAUUAUCAACCAUCAUCUGCUGUUUAAUUGUGAACCUUCGAUCGGUAUGUCACGGGAGCUUAAAACUUCCGCACGAUUAGUCGCCGAAUAUUCUCGAUUGCCGAUUAAACUCGUUCAAUUAUUGUGAUUGUUUUCCCGAGAGAUCCGCGCCUCUUGUGAGGGACACUCGCGAAUUGGCAGGGCACGAUGUUAUUAGGGAUGAACUACGAAACUUUGCAGGUUGGUAGACAUGUCAAGAUGUGGGAUAAGGUUUUAUUUCAUUCGAGUCUGAGGGAUGAGGGUAUCCUUUAGGUCAGAGCUUUGGAAUCGAGACUGUGGUCUCAGGUGGCGCCACGGAAAGAUGGCGCUGUGGUCUCUAGUGGCGCCACGGAAAGAUGGCGCUGUGGUCUCAGGUGGUGCCACGGAAAGAUGGCGCUGUGGUCUCAGGUGGCGCUGAGGUCUCCAGUGGCGCCACGGGAAGAUGGCGCUGAGGUCUCUAGUGGCGGCACUGACAGAAGCGUCUCUAUUCAUUAUUUGUUAUUAUCAAGCUGUAACAUUUAAUUUCUUUACUUCUCAAAGCCAAAUGCAUUCGCUUAACCUCUUGAAUUACCAAAGCUAAAAAGUUCCCUGUUCAUUGUUUUUAGCUAGUCUACCAACCUGCAGAGUAUCGUUUAUACCUGUUUCACACGGUUCCGUGACUGUUUCUCGUUGUCCAGCUAAAAGCUCGAUUCAUGGUGUCGCGAAAUUGUUAAAUUUCGAUUCGCUCGUUCAGUUUUCGCCAUCGGGCCAGACCGUUUUCCCGUUUGUGUGUCGAAUUUUUAUUUUCCAUGAAUUUUAUUGCGAACCGCUCGCGCAACCCGUGGGUCGUUCUUCAAAGUAUUCAGAGCUCGUAGCGUGAAACGUCGAUUACGCGAGGAUUUCGAGGGGAUUAAAUGUUUGCGUGCGUAUACGUACACGCUGACACACACAGAGACACAGAGACACAGAGACACGAAAACAGACAAAGACACAAGAACGCACACCAAAGAUAUCACUCUGCGCGCGCGCGAGCGUCACGAGAGAACAAAGAACAAACACUAUAGCAAUAUAAUUUAAUUGAAGCAAGCCGCUCGAGAUACGGCGUGAUGUAAAUAGUGUAUGAUUGUGAAUUAGAUUUACGAACUAUCGCGUGUAAUUAAGGGGAAACGACAAACACGGUGAAAGUACAGAGGAAUCGUUGGAACGAAGAAAACCACGAACAUGACCGUUUGGUCCAAGUUUUGCGUGUACAAUGGCGAGCUAAAGAGAUUGCUCCUGGAUGAAAGUCAAUGAUUAAGUUUUUUGUAAUGAUUUUUUUUAUCGUAUCAUAAACAACACUCGUUGCAGUAGCUGAGAAGGAUCAGAGUUUGUUGAAAAGAUUAUUCCUUCACUUAUGUAAUAAGAUUUUGUGUCACAUAGGUUAAUGACUUAUUAUCAUAAAAGUAUAUUUUAUUUUAAUAACAUCCAGGGACAAUCUUUACAGUUCUGUGCAGUACACGUAUUCACGUGAACGCGCCGAGUGAAGAGACCCGAUUGAAACAAGAAACAUAAAUCUGAGUCAAAACAAAAAGCACUGGAACCAUUGAUUCACAUUUAUGGCGUUAAAAUGAUUGUAUUUUUCUCUCGGCAAUCUUUUUUGGUGGCGUAUAAGAAUUUAUAUAUAUAUAUAUAUAUACAUACAUACAUAUAUAUGUAUACACGAUAAAUUGGUCGUAUUUACGUUUUACUGUAAUUUUACAUGAUCCAUAUCUGAUCGUUACGAUACGUUUCAAACAAUAAAGAGGAAUAUGAGGCA